UAAGUCGACCCAGCUCCAAUCAGACCGAUUCUCCCGCUCGAAUUUAAUUUAACCAGAAAAUUAGUAAAUACAUUUCAAAUGUUCGUGCCAGAAACGGAGGAUAUGCUGCCCAGAAUGGCGCCCAGACCAAGUGCAGCAGUGCCUAUGGGCCACACCAACGAAAUCAUACGGCCCACUGUGCCGGAGGUGUCAAUUUUGUUUGGUCAGGCGCCGCAGGAUCAGCAGAUGCAGAUGCAGCAUCAGCAGCAGCAGCAACCUCAACUACAGGAGCCUUCUCCUCGGGCGGCACCCACUUUUGCCUCCUGGAAGAAGCAGAUGCUGCCCCGGGUCAACUUCUCGCCCAUCCUGGCCACGGAACUGGGACCACGAACUGCUCCAAGCAACAGUAAUCCCUGCUCCCCCAAGGAGUACAUAAUGACGCCAAGGGAUCGCAACUACACAAAGGAUGCGUCACUGAGUGACAAUCACCUGGGCAGCAGCAAUUGCGGAGGGUACAAUGCCGAGCCCAAGCAGCAGAUUUAUCAGUCGCGGCGUUUGUCCAGUUCAUCCAACGCCGAUGUUCUAACAAUUUGUGCUGGCACACAAACCGAUUCCUUCAACCCAACGCCCCCACGAAAUUCACUGCCCUCGGUGGUUUACUCCGACAUCGAUGUCAGCAGCCUGGCCAACAAGAGUGACCUGGCGGAACUGGUUUCCCUUAUGGAGUCCAUGCGCCAGGAGCAGCAGCAGCUUAAGAAUCUGUGCAUGAUGCUCUUGGAGCAACACCAGCGGGCGAAACCCGAAGCCAACUCGAAACCCUGUAGGACAACAGCCAGCCAGUGUGAUAUUUUGACUACCAGUAAUGGCAGGCGAAUAUCUCCGAUUAUACAGGAUUACAUAGCAGAGGAGGAGGAGGAGCCAGUGCCUUCGCCGCAAGCUCGAGUGAUUCCCCAGUUUCAAUCUCCACGACCCACUGCGCCCAUAGCUCAAUCUACAGGCUAUCGGGCCAAUACGCCGCAGGGCAAACGAAUUCCCCAGUUGGCCAAGCCAAACACCGAGAAGAGCAUGGUGAUGAACGAACUGGCCCUAAAGUACUUGCGCCAGCCCGUCGACGAGCUCAUGAAGGAGAUGCGCCUGGGCGCGUCGCCAAAGUCCGCUAAUCCUGAACCCCUGCGUCCGAUUGACAAUCUCGCCCACUCGCAGAGUCCCAACGACAUUUCAAAUGCUUCGUACAAGUAUCUCAAGAAGUACCGCCUGCUGCCCGAGGAGCAACUGGAGCAGGUGUGCCCUCAGUCUCCAACCGUGGGGGAUGCCUCCUCACCGCGAAUGCAACUCGACUUGGAGAACAUCAGGAACCAGCCGAAGCUGUUGUGAAAGCAAA
Molecule: messenger RNA, 1360 nt
Organism: Drosophila elegans
Lineage: Eukaryota; Metazoa; Arthropoda; Insecta; Diptera; Drosophilidae
Gene: ana2
Exons: 2
Coding region: 79-1353 (424 amino acids)
Source: RefSeq, a predicted model, not a curated record